AUGCCAAAAACAACACCAAUGUCAACGUCGAAGAAGACGGAGACGAAGGCUUCCAAGCCAUCGUCAAGUUCAGCUUCAGCUUCAACCUCAAAGUCAAAGUCUGACUCAUCGCAACCAAAAUUAUAUUCAUCGUUUCUUCCCAUUCCUCUCAUACUUCCCUCUCUUCUGCCCAUACCCUGUUCGUCAUCCUCCUCAUCUUCAUCGUCAUUCAAGCCUUCAACAUCGGUGAAACACUAUAUCUACGCCCGACCACAUUCCAACACCAAGAAAUCAUCUUCGGGUGAAUUACCCGAAGGAAGGACGUUAUUCGUCACGAACCUUCCUGUGGAUGCUGGGAUCCAAGAUCUAAGAGGCAUAUUUGGGAAAUGGGGUGUGGUUGAAGAUGUAAAAUUAGCCGGAGUCGAAGUGGACGCAUUGGAACAAGCUGUUAAAGGACUUCCAAUCGAUGAUUCCGAUAACGACGAAUCCGAAGAUGAUGAUGAUGUGGAUGAUGAUGACGAGUCUGAUGUGGAAGGGAACGAGGAAGAUGAGAAUCAAGUGGAAGAGAAAGAGAAAGAGGGGAAGGCAGAACCUCAAUUUCAAGGUGAUAUGCCAAUCAAACUGACUAAAAAUCAAAGAAGAUCACAACGUAAAAAAGCCAAAUUAUCAUCAUUUGGUAAUUCGAUUCCAACUGUCAUACCAUUACCUUCAUUAGAACCCAGAACGACAUCAUUCGGAAAUUCUGGAUCUAGAUCAGGGCAUAUCAUUUAUCUUGAUCCAAUUUCCAUUUCCAGGUUAAUGACUUGUUCUUCUUCUUCUUCUUCUUCCAAAAGUGUUUCUGUUUCUCCAAUACUAUUGAAGAAUUAUCCAAUCGGUGAUAAGGACGGAGGAGAGAAAUUAGGAUUAGAUUAUUAUAAUGAAUUAUAUAAUACAUCAAGACCUUCCUGGAACGAUAUAAAAUUAUUCGCUGAUACGUCAAUGGAAAAAUUCGAUUAUCUACAUUCAUCAUUGUUAUCGUCAAGAGCUAAAAAACAGGGUGCAGGUGCUCUGGUAGACGAGGAUGGAUUCACAGUAGUAGUGAGAUCGGGUAAAUAUGGUAGAGCAGGUGCAAGAGGUCUAGAUAAUGGAAUGGGUAAAGGUGGUGUAGGUGUCGCUUCAAGAGGUUUCCAUAAAAAAUUGGAUGUUAAAAAGAAAGGUAAAGGUGCAGGUGAAUUACCUGAUUUCUAUAAAUUUCAAAGAAAUGAAAGGAAACGUGAAGAACUCGCGGAUCUACGUUCAAGAUUCGAAUCCGAUAAACAAAAAGUUGAAGAACUCAAAAAAUCGAGGAGGUUCAAGCCUUACUAG
Messenger RNA from Kwoniella shivajii, 1323 nucleotides. RefSeq lists its product as uncharacterized. Gene Ontology annotation, biological process: ribosomal small subunit assembly; rRNA processing. The coding region runs from base 1 to 1323 and encodes 440 amino acids. Gene Ontology annotation, cellular component: UTP-C complex; CURI complex. Lineage: Eukaryota; Fungi; Basidiomycota; Tremellomycetes; Tremellales; Cryptococcaceae. The record is from RefSeq and is a predicted model, not a curated record. The transcript has 2 exons. Gene Ontology annotation, molecular function: RNA binding.